Molecule: messenger RNA, 818 nt
Organism: Medioppia subpectinata
Lineage: Eukaryota; Metazoa; Arthropoda; Arachnida; Sarcoptiformes; Oppiidae
Source: the annotation of a GenBank genome assembly
AAGAGAUGCCAUUGAUUUGUACCGAAUGUCACACAUAUUUCACUCAUUUAGACGUUUGGAGAGAUCACAACCAAUUCAUUCAUAACGGAUCCAUUCAAUCGGUUAUUUACGCCGACAUCGGGACAGUAGAGCGCCGGUUAGCACAGCCACUACCACCACCACCAGUACCCCAACGGACAUCUUAUGCCACAACCAGCCGACCAAACGGCCCGCUGACUACAUCCCUCACCAAUCAUUACCCGUCGUAUGCGACCAAUCGGUCGGACAUUAACACACGACCGCUAAACAAACAGUCAUCCAAAACAACAAACAAUUACAGUGCAAACCGUAUGUCCGACGGCAGCUCCAGUCCCGAAGUGAUCAAUUUGUCUGAUUCACCGCCGCCUCCGCCCAGAACUACGACCAAUACUACAACUAUUGCUCCAAAGCCUGUGUGGAAGGCAAACACCAAUUCAUCAAACUUUUCGUGUGAUUUCCCCGACUGUGACUUCAAAACUAAUAGCAAAGACAAACUCCAGUUCCAUAUCAGCGCUCACACGAACUCCAAGUUUAAGUGUCCGUACUGUCCAUAUGUGGGAAAUAUACUGAACGAUAUCUAUCGACACAUCCAGAAGAGCAAAAAGCACGAGAAUAUGCGCGUCUAUGAGUGUCGUGAGUGCUCUUAUGGGACCAACUGUUUGUCGUCAUUCAAAGAGCAUUUAAGUCGAAAGCAUUUCGACGAUUCCGACGAAGAGGACGAAGUGAACGAAUACAUAACAGACAUGUUUCGCAACCAUCACUCCACUGAUAACGGCAUUCAAAGUGAUUCCGAAUCGGAU